AUGAAGAUUCCUCUAAGCACUACCCCUAGAAACCGACUUGUUGAGGCAGCUGGUGGGGAAGAAAAUGCAGCAGCUGUUGAAAAUGGAAAUGACCAUGACGACGACAAGAAUCGCCCUCCACCUCCAAGCGCAAUGGACGAACCCACUGGCGCGCAAUGGAUGACUCUGUUUGAAUCCAUCUCUCCCUGCAUCCAGCAUGCUGUGGAAGAAUUCUUGAAAUCACUUUACCACCAGGGAGAAAGCAUUCCAGAAAUCAACGCAAGGGCACGAAAACUCGGAACCAUGGUAUUCACUUUGUUCCAACACUUGCCUUGCGCCAUUCCAAUCCUCAACAGUCCGCAAAAGCAGCGUCUUUUGCAUUUGAUAGAUCAAGCAAACAAUGCAACAAUGGAUGCCUAUGCGGGAUUCGAAAACUGUUUCUUCCUUCCACAAGACCAGCAACAAGACCAGCAACAACAACAACAAGACCUCGAUCAUGCCAGACGACUUGGAGCAGUCCAAGAUUUUGAGAGCCACCUAUACCGGAGCCGAUCUGACAUGGAUCUAAUGUUCGGUCAAUGUCAUCCAGAGACUGUUGGCUCGGCGGCACCUUCCGGAUCUCGUGUCUCUCCCCCACCAAGUCCGAAUACUAUACCUGCGCGCUAUUUGCUCCCUUUUCUUCUCCAACGCCUGAGCUCAUUCGGUGGUACGUUGGCCCACGGAUCGAUCUUCAAUGCUGUGACAGCUUUGGUGCCAUUGGAAUCGAUUGGCACUAUUGACAUGUUCAUCAAAUGCUGCCUUCUCCAACCUCUCUCCGGUCUCGCUCAUAUAUCGAACGCUGAACUAUUCGUUACCACCAGUAAUGAACCAUACCCAUACUACCCAGGAUAUCAACUGCCGGUGUAUUCUUGGGACGAUAUUUCGGAUCGCCAGAAAGCAAUCUUGUUGCUGGCGGACGUUGGUUGGCACUGUCUGGAACUUUGCCAAGCGAUCCUUAAUGCCGGAUUCUUGGAACAUUUAUUCGACUUGCUUCGAAAGGCGGGAGACCCAGAGUGGAUGGAGAGGAUCAUCUGCCAUGAAUCAUGCUUGCCAUUUCUCCUACACCUUGCAGCUAGCCAUCAAAGCAAACUCUCUCUGCUAGCGGUCACGGCCCUGGAAAAUACCUACUACCGUUGCAACAGCAACCAAAAGAGACGAAUGUCAGAGCGCGGCUGUGGUAUUUACAUGACUGCCGUUUCGAAUACAGUGCAAUCCGUCCAUGGGUCUCGCUACACCUUUCGUCUGGCUUACUGUCCAGCAAUGAGGCCACGAUUUUCGACCGAAGGAGUAGGAGAAAUAGCAACUCGGUUUUCGGAAAUCUUUUGGAUUGUUGUUGGCGGCAUCUAG
Molecule: messenger RNA, 1365 nt
Organism: Cylindrotheca closterium
Lineage: Eukaryota; Bacillariophyta; Bacillariophyceae; Bacillariales; Bacillariaceae
Source: the annotation of a GenBank genome assembly